Doryrhamphus excisus (bluestripe pipefish) is the source of this 837-nucleotide messenger RNA. RefSeq names its product small integral membrane protein 19 (gene smim19). The record is from RefSeq and is a predicted model, not a curated record. Lineage: Eukaryota; Metazoa; Chordata; Actinopteri; Syngnathiformes; Syngnathidae.
UCUUGUCACAACGGUUGCCAAAAUAUGUAUUUCUGAAUUUGCUCCGUUCCACUCUCCCGUCCAGUAGGUGGCGGUAGUGCACUUGAAGCUGAUUAAUAACAAAAUACGGAUAUACAGCUGCUGUGUUUACAUCCUUCGCUGGCUUGUUAACACGAACAGAAUAAGAUAGCCAACAAUUUCUUUGCACGCAAGAAAACAAAUAUCUAAUAUAGCGUUUUGUAGCACCACAGUGGCGUUUGUAUGGGGGCGCAUGGCCUUUUGGGCAACGAGCCCGAGUCUAUCGACUAUUCCGUGCACGAAGCCUGGAACGAGGCUACUAAUGUUUACCUGCUGGUUAUUCUAGUUAGCUUCGGCCUGCUGAUCUACGCCAGAAAAAACAAGCGGAAGAUCAUGCGUAUCUUCACCCUGCCUCCCACGGCGGGGAGCAACCCGGAACCGAACUUCUACGACAGCCUGCAGAAGGUCCGUCUGCGACAACAGUUGGAGAUGUACUCUUUGGCAAGGAAGUUUGAGCAGCAGCAGACGGACAGUGUUCAACUCUCCAUGGAAUGAGGACGGCUCUGCAGCUCUUCUCUGGAAUGGACACCAUGACACUUCGUGUUGUGAUGGAUUUCACCUGUGAGGUGACUUGGUGAGAGGAACCAAAACCGUCACUGAACUUUUUCAUGCUGGAGAACAUCCACGGUGAAGAAUACCUACAAUGUAACAUUUUUUACGUGUUAAAUGUGCCAUGGUUACUUGUUAGAAUUCAGGCCUCAAAAAGGAGCAGAUUGGGGGUUGUACCAGUCAACGUUUGUAUUAUAGAACUCAUAAUAAAAGGAAAAUAUGACAUCACAA